AUGACCCUGACCCCGACCCCGCCCACCCGCUCCUCCCGCUCGCCGCCGCCAAGAUCCUCCGUGCCCUCGCACUCCAGGAGACCCCCGGCCUCCUCAUCCUCGGCAAGCAGAGUGCUCCCUCCAGGUGAACUCGCCCACCGCAGCGCCAAGGGAUUCGUCUCUGAGGACGAGUUCCUCUCCAUCCCGGAGUUCUCCACCAACCCGCUCUCCCAGGUAAGGAAAGUUGACAUGCUUGACGGUGUGACAAUCCCGCGGUCCGAGAAAGUAAAGGAUGAGAUCAUCCUCAAUGGCAAUGACAUUGAGCUCGUCUAUCGCUCUGCUGCCCUUAUCAACCAGGUACUGGCGGAGGCCGGGAGCGCCAAGGCGGUGGCGUUCGAUGAGAUCGACCUUAAUGCUUGCUGCUGACAUGUGGAGCAGAAAGCCACAGGAAUCACCAUCUCAACGGUCUGGCCUUAGUGCUUGCUGCUGACAUUUUGCUGCUAUUGUUCUGCUAGACAUUCUGCUGACAUUUGCUGCUAGUCAGGUCCUUGCUUGCUAGAGUCGAUCUAUUUAUCUGCAUUGUGAAGUAACAACAAUUCUUUGGUCCAUGUUAAGAUGUCAAGAAACUGUUUGUUUAUUGAAACAACCAUCAACCACUCUCAGAUACUGCUGACUGCUUUCUGUUGCUAGUAUAGUUCAAGCUUCUUUGCCAUGUAUUUCAUUAGGAUGUGAACAAUCUACUACAUGCUCACAAAGCUAUUGACUUAAUUUUUUUUGUUUCUUUGCUGCCAAUGUUUGCCAAGCUAUUUAAACGACAAUGACAAACUGAAAUCAUGAAUACUCAUAUAGAAACUUGAACAACCAUCUUGUUGAAUUUGGUGAUGUUCCUCCAUGCUAAGAGCUAAUCUGCUUCAUUGUUAUUCAACUUUCAUUGACAGUUCUAGUUUCGCUGAAAUCAUGUUUUCUUUUCUGCUUGAUCUGACAUUAUUUGUCCAAAUGUGGGAGUAUAUUUUUUGCUUGUCGUCAUCACCCAUUUGUUGGGCUGUAGAAGUGUAUCUGUUGUCCGAUUUGCUCCAUCAUAUUUCCUGAUGUACUUUUACGUAUAUAUGUUGGUUGUAAUCUUCUUGAACGAUCCAAGUACUUGAUAUUCCAUUCUGUUCUUGUAGGUGAAUGGAGCUUGUGUUGUUGGUAGAACACCGUUGAUGACUUCUUUCUAUGUUGAAGAGCAGCUAGUGUGGAAUAUUGUAUGUUGAUAUUCCAUUCUGUUCUGUGGUAUCCAAGAGUAGCUAGUGUGGAAUAUUGUAUGGUUAUGUACGUGAAGAAGUGCGUGGGCAUGCAAUAUUUGACGGUUAAACUGGUUGU
Triticum dicoccoides is the source of this 1341-nucleotide messenger RNA. RefSeq lists its product as uncharacterized. Gene Ontology annotation, molecular function: structural constituent of ribosome; rRNA binding. Gene Ontology annotation, biological process: translation. Gene Ontology annotation, cellular component: ribosome. NCBI's taxonomy places the organism in Eukaryota, Viridiplantae, Streptophyta, Magnoliopsida, Poales, Poaceae. The transcript is spliced from 4 exons. Bases 1 to 405 code for a protein of 134 amino acids. The record is from RefSeq and is a predicted model, not a curated record.